Messenger RNA from Salmo salar (Atlantic salmon), 2816 nucleotides. The record is from RefSeq and is a predicted model, not a curated record. Lineage: Eukaryota; Metazoa; Chordata; Actinopteri; Salmoniformes; Salmonidae.
UUUAUGGAAUGGAGGAAAGAGAUCCAUACCUCAGCCAAAGUUCCACCCUUUAAGCUGUAGUGGUUGAUCUCUAUCAGAAGAGGGGAUAGUGCAUGGUGUAUCAUACAGACAGAGGGAGGAGAGAGACGUGGCAACACACUCACUGACACACCGACACACACACCUGUCUCACAUACAGUACAUUCAUGCACGCAUUACCGUCACUCUCUCUGUGGAAUCGCUGGUGGCAGACAGUUUGUGCCAAGAUGCCCUUUUCUGACUGGCUACUGGUUGGCACUCUUCUGGCACUUGGAGGAAGCUGGAAUGUCAUUCGUGCAGAUGGUGGGUCUGAGAGGAACUGCUCUGCAAUCCCACCGUACCUGCCUUCCACUGUGGUCAACACUACCCUACGGCUGCAGGCCUUGAGGGAGGCUAUGAGUUCCUUCAAUGUCUCUGCCUAUAUCAUCCCUGGGACAGACGCUCACCUGAGUGAGUACAUCGCCCCACGUGAUGCACGGAUGGCUUUUAUGACGGGCUUCACAGGCUCUGCAGGCACAGCGGUGGUGACCCUGAAGAAGGCGGUCCUCUGGACAGACAGUCGCUACUGGGUCCAGGCUGAACGCCAAAUGGACUGCAAUUGGGAGCUGGAGAGAGACGUGUCCAUCAGCAGUAUAACUGACUGGCUGAUUCGGGAGGUUUCAGACACUGGCAACAUCGGCUUUGACCCCUUCCUCUUCUCUAUCCAAACCUAUGAGUCCUACAGCUACUACCUAGUUCCAGCCAAGCUAAUGCUGAAGUCCAUCCCUGACAACCUGGUGGACAGAGUGUGGACAGACAGACCCCUCAUCCCUCCUGAUAACCUCAUCCGCCUGCCCGACAGAGUCGUAGAGAGGACCUGGCAGAUGAAAGUGGAACACAUACGGACUCAGAUGACAGACAAUCCUUACAAGCCCACAGCGGUCCUGCUCUCUGCUCUUGAUGAGACUGCCUGGCUGUUUAAUCUGCGUGGUAAUGAUGUCCCCUACAACCCCUUCUUCUACUCCUAUACGCUACUGACCUUGAAUGAGAUCUGGUUGUUUGUACACAAGGACAGAGUGACAGAAGACUUGAAGCUAUACCUGAACUCCACUUGUUUCCUAGCUCACUGUGUGCAGUUGUUAGAAUAUGAACAGGUGCGGGUAAUGCUGAAGAACUACAUGACAACACCUGGUGUGAAAGUGUGGAUUGGAACAGAGUACACCAACUAUGCCCUGUACGAGCUCAUCACUCCAGAGGAGAAGUUACUGACCAGUGCCUACUCUCCGGUGCUGACCACUAAAGCGGUGAAGGACGAGACAGAGCAGCGCAUCCUGAGAGAUGCUCAUGUGAGGGAUGCCGUGGCAGUCAUACAGCUACUGAUGUGGCUGGAAAAAGUUGUACCAGAGGGGAAAGAGACAGAGAUGACAGCAGCAUAUUACGUCAAUGAGCGUCGCAGCAAGCAGAAGGACAGCAGGGGGCCAAGCUUUGAAACCAUAUCUGCCAGUGGGCCCAAUGCUGCUCUGGCCCACUAUAGCCCUUCUAAUGCAACUAGCAGAAAGCUUACUGUUGAUGAGAUGUACCUGGUGGACUCUGGUGGCCAGUAUCUAGAUGGGACCACUGACAUCACACGAACUGUUCACUGGGGGACCCCCACCGACAUGCAGAAGGAGGCCUUCACUCGUGUGCUCAUGGGAAAUAUUGAAAUCUCUCGGACCAUCUUCCCCUCAGGGACAAAAGGUGUAAACAUGGAGAUGCUGGGGCGCCGGGCAUUGUGGGAAGUGGGCCUGAACUACGGCCACGGGACCGGUCACGGCGUGGGAAACUACUUUGGCGUCCAUGAGUGGCCUGUUGGCUUUCAGAGCAAUAACAUUCCAUUCCGGGAAGGCAUGUUCACGUCUAUAGAACCAGGAUAUUACAAGGAAAAUGACUUUGGGAUCCGUAUUGAAGAUGUUGUCGUAAUCGUGCCAGCUCACACAAAGUAUGGCCAUAAAUACCUGACCUUUAAGACCGUAUCAUUAGUCCCGUAUGACAGGAAGCUGAUUGACACCUCUCUCAUGAGCCCUCAACAGGUAAGAAACACAUGCUACAGUGGCUGGAUAAUUACUACCUGACCAUACGUGAGCUAAUGGGGGCUGAGCUGGACAGGCAGGGCCUGACAGAGGAGAAGAAGUGGAUGCUGAAGCACACAGUGCCUUUCCAGAGUGCCACUGCUUCUGCUGCCGUCUCCUCCCUCAGCCUGACCCUCACCGCCUUGGCCACCGCCCUCCUCCACAACCUCCUCUGAGGAGCCUUCAUCCCUCGCUCCACUUCUCCCGCCAUCUCUCCCACCAUCUCUCAGUCCUUCUCUCCCUUCAUCUCAUCGCACUCCAUCUUUUAUGGCUAGUAUUAUUAUCUUAGCUGUCAGCCUAUGCAGUGCCUGUGCAUAGUAAAUGUAUUGUUGUCAUUCAAUGUUUGAUUUCAAUGCAUGUUUUGAUUAGUACCUUUAAGUUUAUUUCAAUUUGUUUAUUUCGUUAUUUGGUGAAUAUGUUCAGCUGGUUUGUUUUGUCAUUUUUUGAUGUGUCCAACCUCUCUGUGUUUCGAAUCAGUUUUUUUAUUUGCAUCCCAAAAGGGGGUCUUGGCUGUAGACAGUGUAAAUUGAUUUGUAAUUUAUUAAAAGAGGAUUAUUUGAAAGUUUGAGUACCAUUUUGUUAACUGACCUGUAGUUCACUACUUACUUUCUGUGUAGAAUGAUUUAAAUGUAUAUCAAGCAUACUGUACUUUGUCCCUGAAGAAAAAGUUUAACCAAACAAACUCAAUAUUAAACACUACAUUACAAGAUG